UGGUUCUCACGCGCCAUGGCGGCCCCCGUCCAGCAACCUCCUCGGUCUAGCGGUGGAAAGCGCAAAGGAAAAGCUCAGUAUGUGCAGGCCAAGCGGGCGCGGCGCUGCGACGGCUGUGGGCCACCGCAGCUGGAACCCGGGCUACAGGGCAUUCUCAUUACCUGCAACAUGAACCAGCACAAGUGCGUGGAGGAGGCCUACAGUCUGCUCAACGAAUACGGCUACGACGUGUACGGGCCGGAAAAGUACAAAGAUCAGCAGCCCUCUGGAAGUGAGGCAGAAGAUGAUGAUGUGGAGGUUGCCUUGAAGAAAGAAGUUGGUGACAUUAAAGCAUCUACGGAGAUGAAGCUAAGAAGAUUCCAAUCAGUGGAGAGUGGAGCAAAUAACGUAGUCUUCAUCAGGACACUUGGGAUAGAACCUGAGAAAUUGGUACAUCAUAUUCUUCAGGAUAUGUAUAAAACCAAGAAGAAGAAGACUCGGGUUAUUCUACGAAUGUUACCUAUUUCGGGCACAUGCAAGCCUUUCUUAGAAGACAUGAAAAAAUAUGCAGAAACAUUUUUGGAACCCUGGUUUAAAGCUCCAAACAAAGGGACAUUUCAGAUUGUAUAUAAAUCUCAAAAUAACAUCCACAUGAAUAGAGAAGAAGUUAUCAAAGAAUUGGCAGGAAUAGUAGUGGAAAAUAAAGUGGAUCUUACCAAUCCACAGUACACAGUGGUAGUGAAAAUCAUUAAAGCUGUCUGUUGUCUUCCCCAUGCAUGUCAGCCUCUGAAGGUAGACAUACUAGGUUCAAAUGUUGGCGCUGCCAUUUACCAGCUGAGUGACCUUGAAGAAACUGCUUAUUUCUCCUUCUACCAGCUACAAUAA
Molecule: messenger RNA, 864 nt
Organism: Leopardus geoffroyi (Geoffroy's cat)
Lineage: Eukaryota; Metazoa; Chordata; Mammalia; Carnivora; Felidae
Product: THUMP domain-containing protein 1-like
Biological process (GO): tRNA modification
Molecular function (GO): RNA binding
Source: RefSeq, a predicted model, not a curated record